AUGAAUUGUCAAUUAUUUUAUAGGGCGAGGGGAACAAUUAGAAUAGAAUAUCUAAAUUUCAAAAAAAUUCAGGUAAAAAUCACCCUAAUUCGUCUUCAAGGAGAACCUAAUGUUAUUGAACUUUCUGGGAGAAUAGACACAGAAGAGGCUGCGGAAGAAGAAUUACAAGAGAGAAGGGACAGCAAUGAACAACAAAUUGAAGAUGGUCUUGACUGUAGCCCACCCUCAUGUCCAUUAAAGAGAGUUUGGCCUUUUUUAGUGCAAAUUUUUCAGCCUUUGCUUUCUGGCAUUGAUAGCUACAGAACACUUCCUUUUAAUCUAAGCCUUAUGUUUAUUGGCGAGUGCUUCUUUACCUGCUCAGAAGGUGCGCAAAAAUUAACAGCUCGUUCUUUGGAUGCUAUUCAAACUUUAAGUUCUAUUCAAAGAAUUAAAAAUGUCCGGUUUAAAGCUGAUCAGGAUCAGAUUUAUUCUCUUAAUCUGGAUCAAUGCUUUCCUGACUUUCGACCUACCAAAAUGACUGACUUUUCGCCAGCUAAUUACCCUUUAACAUUAAAACAGCAACAAAAUCAUUCACAAACUAAAGGCAACACUAGUCCCCUCUCUCCACUAUUAUAUUCCUCUUCCUCAACCUCCGAUGAACCGGCAACGUCCGCUACAUCCUUAGGGGAUUCCCGCGUACAAUCACCACGAACUGUGACAGAGAAAAAACGUGUAGAUCGCUCGCCAUCUUGUGUUCCUUCAUUUGAUUCAAAAACUGAACAGAUUUGUUCUUCUCCCUCACCUUCUCCACAGCCUCAGCAUUGUUUGAAUGUCGAGGGAAGUGGAUACAAGUAAAUAAUUUUACGCUAGAAUCUUAAAUUCGCUAGACUCCUCACUUCCUCCCCUCAUAAAAAGUUCUUCCUUAGUCUAGAUUCGAGUUGGCGAAGUCGAGCGAAAAUUUUUUAAUUUUUGUAAGACUACGAAGCCAGAUUUCUUCCAUUUCUUACAAAAAAGUCUAUUUUUAGGGGUGUAUAU
This is a messenger RNA of Meloidogyne enterolobii, 1014 nucleotides long. Lineage: Eukaryota; Metazoa; Nematoda; Chromadorea; Rhabditida; Meloidogynidae. The record is from the annotation of a GenBank genome assembly.